Molecule: messenger RNA, 2806 nt
Organism: Zingiber officinale
Lineage: Eukaryota; Viridiplantae; Streptophyta; Magnoliopsida; Zingiberales; Zingiberaceae
Product: RNA-binding KH domain-containing protein RCF3-like
Exons: 9
Coding region: 204-2294 (696 amino acids)
Biological process (GO): regulation of gene expression
Cellular component (GO): cytoplasm; nucleus
Molecular function (GO): mRNA binding
Source: RefSeq, a predicted model, not a curated record
ACCCCACGCAAACCUUCCUGCUCACGCCUCACGGUUCACCCGCCGCCCUCGUUACUUUUUUCCUCCGACCAUCGUCCGUCGUAGACGACCGUCACACGAGGACGCGUGUCCCGGUUUUCCUUCGAGGUGAAGCGCGCCUCCUGUUCUCUCCCUCUGUGGCAAGAUCUUUUCGUCUUGACUUCGUCGCAGUAGUUUAGAGGAACAUGUCAUUUCCAUUUUUACCUUCCAAGCGUGCUUAUGAAAGAAAUCCCAUUGAGCCAAAUGGGAGAGCAAAAUGGCAAAAGACAGGACCUCAUACAAAACAGCAGAAACAGAUAAAAGCACCCACUGGGGUUACCAUGUUCCGAGUUCUGUGUCCUGCAUCAAAAUCUGACAGUGUGAUUGGUAAAGGUGGAGAAAUUGUAGCAAGGAUACAGAGAGAAACUGGUGCGAAGAUUAGACUUGAAGAAAUUGUAUCUGGUUGUGAUGAGAGAGUUAUUCUUAUUACUGGAUCAGAGAAAGAUGCAGAACUUGGCAAUGAACAUAAAAAAGAAGAUGAAGACACUGUUGUUUCUGAAGGCGACGUCAAUCUCAAGGAAAGUGCUGAAAACAUUGGAGAGGCCGAGGAUUCUUCUGCUCCAGAAAGUACAAAAGUGGAUGGAGGACCACCGUUGUUAGUUAAUGCUCUUUUGCUUAUAUUUGAGGGAAUUAUUGAAAAUGAACCAGUUAAUGAGGUAGAUGAAGAAGAAAGUAAGAAGCUUUCUACAGUUUCUGCGAGAUUGUUAAUUCUGUCUAAUCAAGUUGGUUGUCUACUUGGGAAGGGUGGGAGUGUUAUCAAACAGAUAUCAGCAGACAGUGGAGCCCAUAUUCGCAUACUUUCAAAAGAUAAACUUCCUUUGUGUGGCACACAACAGGAUGAAAUUGUCCAGGUAACUGGAGGGGUUGAUUCAGUGAAGAAAGCUCUUCAUUUAGUUGGUCAGCAGCUCCUAGAUAACCCACCACGCGAACGUGAUCCAUUUCCUCCGGCAAAUUCUUUUGGUCCCUCAUCACAUCCAUUUACUUCUAUUCCUCGGCCAGAAGGUCUUCCACUACCUAAGUUUCAUUAUCCUCCUCAAGGACCACCCUUCUCUAACAGGUCUCAGGGCAUGCCUGACUUCCAUCAAGGCAUGGGUUCACCUUUUCCUAAAUUUCAUGAAAGUGGACCACCCAUCCAUCCUCAAAUAUCUGCAGAGCCCAUCACUUUCAGGUUACUCUGCCCUGCUGAGAAGGUUGGAAUUGUGAUAGGGAAGGGAGGGAACACUGUUAAAACUCUUCAAAAUGAAACUGGUUGUGAAGUAAAAGUUACAGAGACAACUCCUGAGUCAGAUAAUCGCAUUAUAAUCAUAUCUGGUGUUGCAUUUCCAUCGGAUGAGGUUGCGCCAGUACAGGAUGCUGUUCUUCGUGUGCAGCACAGAAUAGUAAUGGGUGUACCUGAUCCUAAAGAGGGCACUGUCAUGUGUAGGCUUAUUGUUGCUUCCAAUCAAAUUGGUUGUCUUCUUGGCAAAGGUGGAGCUGUAAUAACUGAGAUAAGGAAGCUUUCUGGAGCUCAAGUACGUAUCCUUGGUAAAGAUCAGAUCCCUACGGGUGUACCUGAAAAUUAUGGGAUGGUCCAGAUAUCUGGAGAAUUUGGAGCAGUUCAGGAUGCAUUGUUACAAAUAACUUUUAGGCUGAAGCAACAUCUUUUCCGUGAUAAGUUACCUUCCAUGGAUCCCAACAUGCAUCCUUCUUUUGUUGAGCAAAUACCUCCAUAUGGAUUGCACAGAGGAAGGAGGGAGUCGUCACCCUCCAUGUUGAACUCUAAUUUGCCCCCAUUUCAGAAAGAUUUUGUUGGUCACCCCUUUGAGGAAAGAGCUGCCUUUUCUCAUCGAAUGCAUGGUUCAGGUAUUCCUCCUCUUGGCGUUGAGAGACCUGGACCAUGGCUACCUCAGGGCAUGAGAGAUUCUGGUGGCCCCUUGCCUUUACCUGAUUACCCUGGAGUAGGUCCACAUAGAAGGAUGGGUGGAUUUGCUAGUGGAAACCAAUCAGUUCCUAUUGGAAGUGUAGAUGUCGUUGUUCCACGGUCUCUUGUACCUAACUUGUAUGGUGUAGAUGGUGGCUGCCUAAGGUGGAUCCGUGAGAUAUCAGAAGCAAAAAUUACGAUUACUGAACCUAGAGCAGAGGCAACUGAGACAAUGAUCAUAAUAGCUGGAACACCGGAACAGACCCAUGCUGCUCAAAGUCUCAUCCAAGCUUUUGUGCUGAGUGAAACUAGUUCCAUAGAAUCGGCCAAACCUUGAGAGAAAAACCAUGCAUCUCUUCUUGUUCAGUUUUUUCACUUCCGUCUGGGGUUUCAAACGUCUGAUUCAUACCUUUUCAUUAUUGCGGUUCUCUACUUUUCCAUCAGUGAAUCAAGAAGCUUCAAGAAAGGAGAACAUGUUUGCAGCUUAGAGAUUCUAAAGGUUGAAGCUCUGGUCAAACAAUAUUAGGUUUUUGUUGGAACUCAUGAGUUUCCUUGAGACUAGUAUUUCUGGAGAGAUUUCAAAAAUUAUGGACAUUUAGCUGAAUGAUCUAGUUUACCUUGCAAAUUAAGCCAAGAAAGAAUCUUCAUUCCAUGUAUUGGCUGAAUUUAAGUGUGGUUUUUUAUAUUCUAGUAGGAAGACAGCAUUAACUGGCUGCUUUUAUGGAUGCUGCAUGUGUUAACAGUAAACACAGUAAAGGAUCUUAGGUUAUUAUCUCUAAGUUUUCUAUGAGCUUUUGGUUUUCUGGAACAAUAUGACAAUGAAGUUAUACUUUUUAGUUGUUUUCUUAA